AUGCGCGUUCCUAUCGCCGUGCAGCUCGGGCUGCUAGUCCUGCUGACAACCGUUGUUGGAAUUGCUGUCCUCGCCGUUGCAACAUGGACCACAACGUACGACUUUGUCGUGAAUGUCAAAGCCGAAAGCCUCGAGCUUGUCGCGACCAUCAAAGCCAGCCAGAUCGCCUCCAAUUUAGAUCUCCUCGAAGUCACCAGCAAAACCAUAUCCACACGCCUUUUAGUCCAGUCAGCCCUCAAUCGUUAUUACAACGGAAAUACUUCCACGAACAACUGGGUGAAUUCGAUAGCGGACGUUCAAUCGGCACUGGGGAGCCGAGGCUACCUUGAUCUUUACCAAGCAGUCCUCUUCGCGAGGAGCGGGGAGGUGGCGAAGGAGAGGCUGCUCAGCGUGACCAGUGAGACGGUUCCCGACAUUGUUCUUCCCUAUACCUACGCCAAUGGCAGUGAGGUGCUCUUGGGAUCAGAUGGCGCGGGCUACCCGCCGUCGCUAUACCCAAACCUCACGUACACGACCUCGGCCAGCGACGACUCAGUCACCGUGCAUGCCUUCCCCGACUAUCCACUCGGACUGAAAUCCGCCUUACUUCUUGGGCCACUGAGAAUCAACAACUCGUUCUCCCUUGUUUCCUUGACUCUACCCAUUGUCAACAAUACGUCGGACACCGAUUUGCUUGGUUUCAUGACCAUUGUUGCUAGUGCGGCAAAUGUCCAGGACGUUAUUACAUCUCGCGAUGGUCUUGGGAACACGGGGCAAGUUCUUCUGAUCGGUCCUUCCCGCGCGGAAAAUACAUUUGCUUUUUCGGCCCAGCCUGCUACAGCCACCUCGGCCCCGAAAGCUGCAGGGCUUGCAGAUGCAGAGGUUCACUAUGUGUUCGAGCCCACACCUUUGCCAGGACAGAGUGGUCGGCACAGUGGGCUCACCACCGACUCUUCAUGGCAGCUUUCUAGGUACAAAAUGGCGUUGAAGCUGAUGCUUGAGCCUUUUGAAAACGAGAACAAAUCUAUUAGUGAGCUUUCGACCACCAAUGAAAAGGGAUACAGUGUUGCAGUGGGUGCCGUUAGGCCCGAUAGUUCCUUGGUUCAAUGGAUUCUUAUCGUGGAAGAGACACACCAGGAGGCGUUCAGUCCAGUUACUCGGCUCCGGAAGAUUAUCCUUGCUUGUGUCUUUGGAACAGCAGGGUUGGUCAUUCUAAUGGUGCCUAUAUUGACGCAUUUCGCGGUUGCUCCGAUCCGCAGACUACGAGCCGCAGCUCAAAAGUCAGUGAAACCAGAGAUCCCCGUUCAGCCAUUUCUUUCCCGGCCCGACAGACGUGAUUCUCAUACUACAGAAGAUAUCGGAGGUGUUUCGGAAUCGAUGGAGGAACAAGUCAACGAAAAGGGUGGACCUGCCAUGUGGGCGAAGCGUCUUCGGGCUCCGCUUGAAAGACUUAACAGCUCAGCCAACCUUCGCGACCAGGGCAGGCCUCGCCUGUUCCAAAUUCCCGGAAGAGUCAAGGAACGCAAUCACUGUGUGACAGACGAACUGACGGAACUUACAAAAACAUUCAAUGAAAUGUCGGAUGAGCUGACUAUUCAAUACACACGAUUGGAAGAGCGGGUCGCCGAGAGAACCCGGGAGCUCGAGAAAGCAAAACUGGCUGCAGAAACAGCCAACGAAAGCAAAACUUUGUUCAUCGCCAACAUCUCGCACGAGCUCAAGACGCCCUUGAAUGGAAUCCUCGGCAUGUGUGCUGUGUGCAUGGGAGAAGAUGAUCUUUCUCGCAUAAAGAAAUCGCUUCAGGUUGUCUACCAGUCUGGAGAUCUUCUUCUCCAUCUGCUCAAUGAUUUGUUGACAUUCAGCAAGAAUCAGAUUGAACAAGCCAUUCAGCUGGAGGAGAAAGAGUUCAAAAUUUCCGAUAUCCGAUCUCAGAUUGCAAUCAUCUUCCAAAACCAGGUCCACGAGAAACAAAUCGAUUUCAGUGUAAAUUGUAUUUCCGUGGACAAUUCGCAGCUCGCCAACGCCACCUUGUGCCUAGAUGAAGGUGCUGAGGGAACAACUUCGGUUUCUCACCCUGAAAAUGGGAAUCUCAUGAAUAUGGUGCUCUGGGGAGAUCAGCACCGAAUUCUUCAGGUGCUUAUCAACCUAGUCAGCAAUAGCCUCAAGUUUACACCCGAAAACGGAAGAGUUCAGGUUCGUAUUCGAUGUGUCGAAGAUGAUUCUGGAUCUGCAGCCCCUACAACCGCAAGGCGAAUUUCGCGCUUCCAGGCGCUUAACCGACUAAACACCCGGAGCUCCGCCGAAACUACUGCAGAGCCCAGGGAAAGCUUAUCGGAUGGAAGACAACUGAUGUUCUAUUUCGAGGUGGAAGACAACGGGCCCGGCAUCCCUGCGCACUUGCAUCGGCGUAUCUUUGACCCUUUCGUGCAAGGAGACUUGGGAUUGAAUCGCAAAUAUGGCGGCACUGGCCUGGGUCUGAGUAUUUGCGCUCAGUUGUCUCGAAUUAUGGGCGGUGCCAUUGUUCUGGAUAGCGAAGAAGGCAGAGGUUCCACUUUCACGUUGCGUAUUCCGUUGAAAUUCGUCAAGCAGGCGCCUCCUAGUACCUUUGUUUCAAGUUCCCCGGGAUCAAGAACUCCGAGUGUCUUGUCCUUGGAGGAUCUGUCUCAUGCUGCAAGGACCCCAUCUAAUCAUGGGUCUCUCAGGGGUGAGCAAGUUGCCCCUGGGUUUGAAAAAUCGGACAUUCAACCGCGACUUGUUGGUCUGAGCCAGCCAUUCUUUACCCCAACGAUCCCUUCAUCGCCCUCGUCAACUCCUUCAAAACAUAUUACGCCAAAUAAUGGUCAGCCCCAGGAGGAUGAAUCUAAGAAGGUCCGCGUCUUGGUGGCCGAGGACAACUCUGUCAACCAAGAAGUGGUUCGACGAAUGCUUGCUCUUGAAGAAGUCUAUAACGUGACAAUGGUCAAGGAUGGCCAGGAAGCAUACGACACUGUCAAGUCUAGCAUGGAGAAGGGCCAAGUCUUUGACCUUAUAUUCAUGGAUAUUCAGAUGCCAAACCUUGAUGGCCUUCAAAGUACACGACUUAUUCGAGAGAUGGGGUACUCGGCACCGAUCGUCGCACUUAGUGCCUUCGCAGAAGAGAGUAACAUCAAAGACUGCAUGGACUCCGGAAUGGACAUGUUUAUCAGCAAACCCAUCCGACGACCUGCUUUGAAACAAGUGCUGAACAAAUUUGCGACCAUUCCAGAGGAAUCUGAGACCGGGCCAUGCGAGUAG
Penicillium atrosanguineum is the source of this 3252-nucleotide messenger RNA. RefSeq names its product putative sensor histidine kinase/response regulator TcsB/Sln1 (gene tcsB). Gene Ontology annotation, cellular component: membrane. Gene Ontology annotation, biological process: phosphorylation; phosphorelay signal transduction system. The record is from RefSeq and is a predicted model, not a curated record. The transcript has 7 exons. NCBI's taxonomy places the organism in Eukaryota, Fungi, Ascomycota, Eurotiomycetes, Eurotiales, Aspergillaceae. Gene Ontology annotation, molecular function: phosphorelay sensor kinase activity. The coding region runs from base 1 to 3252 and encodes 1083 amino acids.